Daldinia loculata is the source of this 2734-nucleotide messenger RNA. RefSeq names its product MFS general substrate transporter. Gene Ontology annotation, molecular function: transmembrane transporter activity. The transcript has 3 exons. Lineage: Eukaryota; Fungi; Ascomycota; Sordariomycetes; Xylariales; Hypoxylaceae. The coding region runs from base 478 to 2112 and encodes 544 amino acids. The record is from RefSeq and is a predicted model, not a curated record. Gene Ontology annotation, biological process: transmembrane transport.
CUUCUCACUAUCACAUCUGACCGUUUACUCGCUACUCAACUUAAUAAGGUCCACACCAUUAUCUCUCAUCAGCGUGACAUAGCAAGUUCACAUCCAAUUUACAGCAGUCAAAUAUAUUGCAAGGAUGUUCUGCCGAGUAAACUCCAAAGAAUCAGUCAGUGAUCGACGAAGCGGUCCCCCCAGGCCGACCUCGCAAGCGCCAUUCUUCCCCGCACAAGCAGCGGAAACAAAAAACACACACAUACCUACCUCCUAAGCUACCUUCUUCAAGCUGGGUGCGAUCAGCAAUCUUCUCCAACGACAGGAUCUGAUCUACUAGAGAGGUAGUAGUUAGAAGAAGAAAAUCCCCCUCGGAGGUUUUAGACCAGAGCUGAGCCGAGUCUUGGUGUCUAAUUGGAUAUCAUCGAUCGCGGCUAGCAGCAAGCAAGCAAGCAGCAAAGAGUCUAGAUCAGACUAACUACCUAGACUAAACAAACCAUGACUUCGGAUAGGGUGCAGGAUUCGUCUUCACAUGCCUUUCCUACCAAGCAGCUCACUAUCCUUGCAAUAUGUCGCUUCUCGGAGCCAAUCGCGUUCAACUCCAUCCUCGCGUACACGUACGUGAUGGUGCAGGACCUCCACGGCGGCGACGACACCGACGCGUCCUUCUACGCCGGCCUCCUGGUCUCGGCGUAUGCCGUCGCCGAGGCCCUGACGGCCAUUGGCUGGGGCGCGCUCUCGGACAAAUACGGGAGAAAGCCGGUCGUGCUCUUCGGGCUCGGCGGCGUGGCCAUUUCGAGUCUCAUUUUCGGCCUAGCGACCGAGUACUGGGUGGCGCUAUUGGCUAGAUUUAUCGGCGGGGCUUUAAAUGGUAAUGUUGCCGUGAUGCAAACGAUGGUUGCGGAAAUGGUUAAGAUGCCGGAGCACGAGCCAAAAGCUUACGCUACUCAGCCCUUCGUCUGGACCCUAGGCGGUAUUAUAGGUUCCGCCAUGGGAGGUUUUCUAGCCCAACCGGCGAUAUUCUAUCCUUCGCUAUUUCCCGCCGAUGGCAUCUUCGGAAGGUAUCCUUAUCUAUUGCCAAACCUCGUGUCGGUCAUCGUCAUCGUGUUGGCUAUUAUACAGGGAAUACUUUUCCUCGAGGAAACUAACCCGCGACACGGAAAGGCUACUCCUGGGUCCGUCUUCGAAGAGGACGACGAUAUCGUCGAUGAGCGUACUCCGCUCCACCACCGUCCCAAGGAUCGAAGAUCAUCUGCUCGGAGUCACUCGUGCGCCGCAAGCGAUAGACCGGUAUUUAUCGAGGAAAGUCUUCCAGUGCCAGUCGAGCAGAACUUCGACCUGAGGAGAUCGUCUUUUGGGACCGUGCGUUCGAUCAAACUCCUUCCUAGCACCCCGAAGCAGAGCGAGGUGUUUAAUGGCCGGCCCUUCAAUUUUACCAUCAUAAUGGUAACCGUUGCGCUCGUCCUGGUUUCAUACCAUCAGAUGGCAUUCAACACCCUUCUGCCUACGCACCUCUUAGAUAGGCCAGCGGCAGCUCCAGGUCAACUUGAUUUGAUUGGUGGCUUGGGGUACACUGUCCACGACGUAGGAAUCUACCUGUCGGUUAAUGGGAUCCUCGGUCUGUUCAUUCAGGGGUUCAUAUUCCCGAUUUUCGUAGACAAGAUCGGAGUAUGGAAGUCGUUUCUCAUCAACAUCGUUUUCUAUCCUUUAGCAUACGUGGUCAUGCCUUUCUUAUCUGCUUUACCUCCCUCGCUUGUAUCCCCUGGAAUUUAUUUCUCCAUGAUCCUACAGAGCCUCUUCGGUAUCAUUGUUAUUCCCUGCGCUCUCAUUUUGUUGAAAGAUGCCACGCCGUCUCCACUCGUGCUUGGGAAGGUCAACGGAUUAGCUAUGUCUGCUUGUUGUUUAGCUCGAACUAUAUCCCCGCCACUAGUAGGUAUCAUCUACAGUGCUGGUGGUUCCGCGGCUGCUUGGUUUAGCUGCUCUGGUGUUGCAGUAAUUGGGAUUGUACAGCUCCUCUGGGUACCAAGGAAGCACGUACGUAAUAUUGUGGUUAAGAACAGUACGAUGGUGAGUAAAAGCCGACCGGAUUUGCGAAAUGAGGAAGCUGGAAUAUGUCCUGCCAUAUCGGAGUAAUGCAUUUUGAACAUUAUCAUUUCCGCGAAGGAGUCGGAUGCGCAUACGAUCUCCUUCUUUUUUACUUGCAUAGCAACUAGAUUAUUAGGGUAUUAGGUAUAGAUUGGCAUAUUUUCUAAUAUCUGUCAUAAUAAGGUCAAGUUAGGAUUGAAAGGGGGUUAGGACUGCUACACACGAGGUAAUGAUAUUAUGAUCUCAUGCGUCGAUAGAUUGGAUAUUCGACGACCGCAUUUAUCGAAUUUGGAGCAACAAGGUAUAUGAUCUAGCGAUAAUUGCAGAUAUCAAUUCAAGCAUUUUCUCUUCUAUGAUGCUAAGGGCUGUUCUCAGUUGAUCAGAACGAGGCAUUGUUAUUUUAUAGCGACAUGAAAAAAGAUUUUUUUUAUUCAAUUGCAAUACAGUAAUUCGAGUCAUGAUUCGACAUUAACUUGGCCAUUAAAUGAAAGGGGGAGAAAAAAGACCAAGGUGAAGAUUAAAGAAAAAAAAACCGCGAGAAAGGAAUUGCUGUACGUCAAUGCCAUCAAGGUAUGUUAAGACUAUAAAAAAUGAAUAAAAAUAUAAGGUACAAGAGGAAUCUAACCUCUGAAGAUGGACUCGCGGGGAAUCGAACCCCGGACCACUCCCA